Molecule: messenger RNA, 981 nt
Organism: Bufo bufo (common toad)
Lineage: Eukaryota; Metazoa; Chordata; Amphibia; Anura; Bufonidae
Product: olfactory receptor 1019-like
Exons: 1
Coding region: 1-981 (326 amino acids)
Biological process (GO): sensory perception of smell; G protein-coupled receptor signaling pathway
Cellular component (GO): membrane
Molecular function (GO): G protein-coupled receptor activity; odorant binding; olfactory receptor activity
Source: RefSeq, a predicted model, not a curated record
AUGAUUCAGCCAUCAUUACUAGAUGUAAGAAAUUUUAGAAAUAACUCAAAGACAUCCACAUUCCUCCUUCUGGGACUUACACAGGACCCGCAUAUACAGCUUGUGCUUUUUUAUAUAUUUUUUAUUAUGUACCUGGUGACAUUUAUAGGAAAUGUCGGUAUUUCCUUAGUUAUCUACUUUUCCCCCAGUCUUCACACACCCAUGUAUAUUUUCUUGAGCCAUUUGUCAUUUAUUGACCUCUGUUACUCUUCUUCUAUCAUUCCCAAUACUAUUAACAAUCUCCUCCAACAGAAGGGUUAUAUAUCCGGUUUUGGUUGUGCAAUGCAGCUAUUUAUGUUUUCAUCCUUUGGCUCCACAGAAUGUCUUCUCUUUGGAGUGAUGGCAUAUGACCGAUAUGUUGCCAUAUGUAACCCUCUUCACUAUGGGACCAUCAUGACAAUAAAAACGUGCACCAUAUUAGUUGUGGCUUCAUACUUUACUGCGGUAAUACAAGCGGCUAUUCAAACAGGGUGCACAUUCAGCUUGACUUUCUGUGCCACCACCAUUAAUCAUUUUAUUUGUGAUGCUCUUCCUUUGAUAAGGCUCUCAUGCUCCAGUACAGUGUUAAAUGAGUUACUUAUCUCUAUAUGUGCGGCUCUCAUAGGAGGAGGUUCACUUCUAAUUAUCUUAAUUUCUUACAUUUUCAUUGUGACUACUGUUGUGAAAAUACCAUCAUCUCAAGGAAAGAAGAGAGCUUUUUCCACUUGUGCCUCUCACCUUUUAUGUGUCACUUUGUUUUAUGGUACAGUGCUGUUCAAUUACCUUUAUCCAUCCAGCGGUAUUUUGAGCCGUCAAGAAAUAGUGGCUUCUGUGCUCUAUACAAUGGUUAUUCCAAUGUUAAACCCUAUCAUCUACAGCUUGAGGAACAAAGAAGUGAGACGAAAUAUGCAGCAGCUACUCAGGCAAAGAAUUAUUGUUGACUUAUGGUUAAUUAACUUCUAA